AUGGAGGAGUCGUUUUAUGCCUUUUGCGAUUCUGUCAAGAAGGGUUCCACCACGUGCACUGACAAGACCCUGAAAAAGAUCUGCACUGAUUGCAAUAUCUACUGCAAAGGCAUGGAUCAAAAUCGUGUGGACAUUCAAUUUCGGAAGCAUCUUGGUGCAGGACGUCGCGAUGUCGACUUUGAGGGCUUUUGCGCCUUUUUGGAAGGCGAUUUGGCUGAUGCCUACAUGGAUGCCCGCCAUAUGGAUCAUGAUGCUGCGGUGGCAGAAUUACAAUCCAAAGUGGCCAAAGGUCAACCUAGCGCUCAUGGAGCCACCUCAGUGAGUAAGGAUAGUGCUACGGCUCGUCUGACCGAUCAUCGGGGCUACACAGGCUCGCACAAAGAGCGGUUCGAUCUGGAAAGUGGAAAAGGAAAGGGAAAAGAAGGUCGAGAGAACCUGCCAGAUAAGAAGGCUCAACAGGGCUACGUGGCAAAUUAUAAAAACCUAGAUAAAUAUGACCAAUUGCAUAAAAAUUAG
Messenger RNA from Echinococcus granulosus, 516 nucleotides. RefSeq names its product Tubulin polymerization-promoting protein. The transcript has a single exon. Gene Ontology annotation, biological process: positive regulation of protein polymerization; microtubule polymerization; microtubule bundle formation. The record is from RefSeq and is a predicted model, not a curated record. Bases 1 to 516 code for a protein of 171 amino acids. Gene Ontology annotation, cellular component: microtubule. Gene Ontology annotation, molecular function: tubulin binding. NCBI's taxonomy places the organism in Eukaryota, Metazoa, Platyhelminthes, Cestoda, Cyclophyllidea, Taeniidae.